Setaria italica (foxtail millet) is the source of this 3402-nucleotide messenger RNA. RefSeq names its product cation/H(+) antiporter 19. Gene Ontology annotation, molecular function: antiporter activity. Gene Ontology annotation, biological process: proton transmembrane transport; regulation of pH. Gene Ontology annotation, cellular component: membrane; endomembrane system. The record is from RefSeq and is a predicted model, not a curated record. The transcript has 2 exons. Bases 547 to 2970 code for a protein of 807 amino acids. NCBI's taxonomy places the organism in Eukaryota, Viridiplantae, Streptophyta, Magnoliopsida, Poales, Poaceae.
AUAAAUGACUUCAUCUUGAGACUUUAAAAGGAGUCUCGAACUAGUAAGUUAGUAAUCAGUAAUAGUAGGAUGGUCCGAGGAUGAUGAACUUGUACGGAGACUUUAAAAGGAGUCCCGAAUUAGUAAGUUAGUAACCAGUAAUAGUAGGAUGGUCCGAGGAUGAUGAACUUGUACGGGGGCCAAGAAUUCAACGAAGAGUCCUCACGAGACGUAACGUAGGGCUCUCUAGUCUGCAGUUCCCCGGCGAGGUUGAACUCUUUGCCCUCGUACUGUCCUAGAAGUUCGUCAUCAUUACUAUUACUAAUUACUAAUUUAAAUCCCACACCGGGCCGCGCCCCUCGGCCUAUAUAAAUCCCACACGCGGCUCCUGUUGCGGCAACCGUCUCCAACUUCUCCACCGUCCUCCAGUCACGCGUGACUCGCCUCGCCUCGCCUCUGUCCACAUCGACCACGCCGGAUCCACCAAGCCGCGCGCGGCGGCGCGGGAGAGGGGUUUAAGGCCAGCAAGCAGCGCGUGGUGAUCCGAGAUCGCUGCUGCGGCGCGCGAUGGCGGCGAACGCGACGGCGAAGUGCCCGGGGCCGAUGAAGGCCACCUCGCAGGGGGCGUUCCAGGGGGAGAACCCGCUCGAGUACGCGCUCCCGCUCGCCAUCCUCCAGAUCUGCCUCGUCGUCGUCGUCACCCGCGGCCUCGCGUACCUCCUCCGCCCGCUCCGACAGCCCCGCGUCAUCGCCGAGAUCAUCGGAGGAAUUCUGCUGGGCCCGUCGGCUCUGGGCCGGAGUGAAAAGUUCUUGCACACCGUGUUCCCAGCCCAGAGCAUGACAGUGUUGGACACGCUGGCCAACCUCGGCCUGCUUUUCUUCCUGUUCCUCGUCGGCCUCGAGCUCGACAUCUCUGCCAUCCGCCGCACUGGCAAGAAGGCCCUCGCCAUCGCGCUUGCUGGCAUAUCUGUCCCGUUCGCGCUUGGCAUCGGCACAUCUUUUGCGUUCCGUGCCACCAUUGUCAAGGGGGCGCCACAGGGGCCAUUCCUUGUCUUCAUGGGCGUCGCGCUCUCCAUCACCGCCUUCCCGGUUCUCGCCCGUAUCCUGGCCGAGCUGAAGCUUCUGACCACUGACCUUGGUCGCAUGGCCAUGUCUGCAGCUGCGGUCAAUGACGUUGCUGCCUGGAUCCUGCUAGCACUUGCCAUUGCUCUCUCUGGUUCUGGGUCACCGAUAGUUUCCCUGUGGGUGCUGCUGACUGCUACCGGCUUCGUCAUUGCAAUCUGCUUGUUCCUCCGCCCGGUGCUGGCCUGGAUGGCACGCCGGUCACCUGAGGGCGAGCCAGUCAAGGAGGUCUACAUCUGCGCCACCCUCGCCAUUGUCCUCGCUGCUGGUUUCGUGACCGACAUCAUCGGCAUUCAUGCUCUGUUUGGUGCCUUCAUGGUCGGCAUCGUCGUACCGAAGGACGGGCCUUUCGCUGGUGUGCUCAUCGAGAAGGUGGAGGACCUCAUCUCAGGGCUCUUCCUCCCGCUUUACUUCGUCUCCAGUGGCCUCAAGACCAAUGUGGCCACUAUCAAAGGGGCCAAGUCCUGGGGCUUGCUCGUGCUCGUCAUCGCAAACGCAUGCCUCGGCAAGAUUGGCGGCACGGUGAUCACGUCCCUGUUCGUCAAGAUCCCCGUGCGGGAGGCUAUCACACUCGGCUUCCUCAUGAACACCAAGGGGCUCGUCGAGCUCAUCGUCCUCAACAUCGGCCGGGACCGCAAGGUGCUGAACGACGAGGCGUUCGCCAUCCUGGUGCUCAUGGCGCUGUUCACCACCUUCAUCACGACGCCCAUCGUCAUGGCCAUCUACAAGCCGGCGAGGAAGACGGUGCCGUACAAGCGCCGCACCGUGGAGUGCACGGCCGGGGACGCGGAGAACGAGCUCCGCGUGCUGGCCUGCUUCCACACCAACCGCCACAUCCCGACGCUGCUCAACCUGGUGGAGGCGUCGCGGGGCACCGGGCGCCGCCGCCUCACCAUGUACGCGAUGCACCUGGUGGAGCUCUCGGAGCGGUCGUCGGCCAUCAGCCUGGUGCACCGCGCCCGCCGCGACGGCAUGCCCUUCUUCAACAGCAAGGAGCAGCGCACCGAGCAGAUGGUGGUGGCGUUCGAGGCGUUCCAGCAGCUGAGCUCCGUGCGGGUGCGGCCCAUGACGGCCAUCUCCGACCUCGACACCAUCCACCGGGACGUCAUCGACAGCGCCGCCGACAAGCGCGCGGCCAUCGUCAUCAUGCCGUACCACAAGGCGCUCCACCACGACGGCUCCUUCCAGUCUCUCGGCUCCGCGUACCACGCCAUCAACAAGCGCGUGCUCCGCGAGGCGCCCUGCUCCGUCGCCAUCCUCGUCGACCGCGGCCUCGGCGGGCACGCGCAGGUGUCGGCCAAGAACGUCUCCUUCUCCGUCGUGGCGCUCUUCUUCGGCGGGCCUGACGACCGCGAGGCGCUGGCCUACGCGACGCGCAUGGCGGAGCACCCGGGCGUCGCCGUCACGCUGGCGAGGUUCCAGCCGAGCCGCCGGCUGCAGUCGGGGUCGGGGGAGGAGGAAGCGGCCGACGAGGCGGCGGUGGAGGCGUUCAAGGCAAAGGUGGGCGCGGCGAAGGACGGGUCGGUGCGGUUCGAGGAGCCGGAGGCGUACACGAGGGAGCAGGUGCUGGAGACCAUCGAGUCGCUGUCGGGUUUCAACGUGUUCGUGGUGGGGCGGAUGCCGCCGACGGCGCCGCUGGUGGAGAGGCCCGACGAGCUGGGACCCGUGGGGAGCUACCUGGUGUCGCCCGAGUUCAGGACGUCGGCGUCCGUGCUGGUGAUCAAGAGGUACGACCCGGCGACCAACCCCAAGAGCAAGAGGUUCGACCCCAAGGCGAGGCCGCCGGUCGCGACGGAGGAGGAUGUUCUGGACGAGGAGGUCGGGAUGGGCAGCGCCGUCGUAAUGCCCGUGACGCAGUCCCCAAUGUGAGCGACAUCGCGUGAUCGAGAUGAGCAAUGGAAGCCGUGACCGUGAGAGCUGCGCCGCCGGCGCAACCUUAGAGAUGACGCUUUGCUGAGGUGUGCCGUGUGUACGUGUUACUGUUGUGUGUACCGUCGUCUCGCCGAGCAUUCGUGGCGACCAUCCUAGCUUUCAGCCACCAGCUGAUAUGAUAAGUUCCGUGUGGCCGGAUGAUGCCUGAUGGGGGGAUUGCUUGCAUUGUUGUGCUCGCGUCGUGCGGCGACACCGGAUCAAGUGUAUAUAUACGUGAUGUGUUUUACUGGAAUACUCGUACACCCAGCUGUAUGAGUAGUGACCAGUGACUAGCGUGUUGGUGUGUGCUGUUAAUUACUGGCAUUGUCCGUAAUACAUUCUUCAAGACAUAAAAUGCUUUUUUAUUGUUAUAAGAUUGGAAAUUGGCCA